This is a messenger RNA of Eupeodes corollae, 1282 nucleotides long. RefSeq names its product mitochondrial ornithine transporter 1. The record is from RefSeq and is a predicted model, not a curated record. The coding region runs from base 371 to 1282 and encodes 303 amino acids. The transcript has 6 exons. Lineage: Eukaryota; Metazoa; Arthropoda; Insecta; Diptera; Syrphidae. Gene Ontology annotation, molecular function: L-ornithine transmembrane transporter activity. Gene Ontology annotation, biological process: mitochondrial L-ornithine transmembrane transport.
UUAUCAUUUUUCAAUUUCGUUCUCUAAUUUUUGUAAAAAUGAAAUCUAUCUUUAUUUUGUAUCCAAAUCCUCAUACAUCGAAUUAUAUACAAUUCAAAAGUUUUCCUUUUCCCAGUUGUACUCUAAUACAUCUCUCUUUAUUAUUGUCCACAAUUCGUACUAUUUUAUUGAUAAGACCGAAAUGUGUACAUUUUAUUUUGCUGGCCAUGAUUUUUGUUGUGAUAAGAGAGUAGUUUGGCACAAAACCAUAAUCAUGUGGCGCGCUCGGAGUCUAGAGAUAUCUCUGGCGAGAUACUGUGACUGUCAGUACACAACUCAGAUUAAAAUAUAUAUUUAAGUUUUAAAAAAAGCAACAUUUUAUAUCAACAAAAUGAGAGGAAGUGAAUCGGAAAACAAUUUUAAAACAGGUGCCAUUGACUUCACAGCAGGUUCUCUGGGUGGUGUGGCGCAGGUGUAUGUCUCCCAACCUAUGGAUACUGUUAAGGUGAAACUUCAAACAUUUCCUAAACUGUACAAGAACAUGAUAGAUUGUUUUCUUCAAACAUAUCGUAAAGAUGGAAUAUUUCGUGGUCUCUAUGCUGGUAGCAUCCCAGCAGUAGCUGCUAAUGUGGCUGAGAAUUCAGUCUUAUUUGCUGCUUAUGGUGGUUGUCAAAAGUUCAUAGCCUAUACCCAAGGCUUGAAAAGUACAAAAGAUCUAUCGGUUUUGGGAAAUGCUUUUGCUGGGUUUUUAGCUGCUUUUUUCUCAACAUUCACAUUGUGUCCUACGGAAUUGGUCAAAUGUAAACUACAAGCAAUGCGAGAGACUGGAGGAGCAGUAGUAAAAGACACAAAAGCUCAGAACAUAUCCUCAUUCCAGCUUACGAAACAAAUAUUCAAAGCAGAAGGUAUUGGAGGAUUUUAUCGAGGCCUUACCUCAACCUUCAUGAGAGAGAUGCCCGGUUAUUUCUUCUUCUUCGGCGGGUACGAGGGAACUCGGGAGCUUCUUGCAAAACCGGGUCAAUCAAAAGAAGACAUUGGAGCAUUAAAAACGAUGUUUGCUGGAGCAGUUGGCGGUGUCACUCUUUGGGUUAUGGUUUUUCCUGCGGAUGUUAUCAAAAGUCGAAUUCAAGUUAAUAACUCGAGAAGUAGUAUGACCUCGGUGGGUUUGAAAAUUAUAAGAACCGAAGGUUUUGCUGCGCUCUAUAAUGGACUCUUGCCAUCUGUGUUAAGGACAAUACCAGCGACCGCGACGCUGUUCAUAGUUUAUGAAUAUACAAAGAAGAUACUCGAGGGCAGGCACUAG